This is a messenger RNA of Ceutorhynchus assimilis (cabbage seed weevil), 1611 nucleotides long. Lineage: Eukaryota; Metazoa; Arthropoda; Insecta; Coleoptera; Curculionidae. The record is from the annotation of a GenBank genome assembly.
AUGGCUUACAAAAGAUUUAGAUUAAAAUACUUGCUCUUAGAAGAAGUAGAUUAUGAAAUGAGAAUUCGUAGAAUUGCCUCUGGUAACAAAAAUGUAGUGGAGAAAAGGACGCGUAGAAUGAUAAUCGCUGAGGGUGAUGUUGACGGUGAAGAUUUUAAAAAGGAAACUGUUGCUGAGUUAAUUAGUCUAGAGGCUGAAAAAAAAACUCAGGACAAGCCCCAGCAAGUUGCUUCUUCUACCCCUACUCAUUCUCUUCCUAAUAAUGUUUUUGACAUAACAACAUAUCCAAGCACUAGUAGUAAAUCUUUUCCAAUAUAUAAAUUAAAUAUUACAUUUGUUGAAAGAAUUUCAGAGUCUAGAGGUAUAGGAAAGAAUGAGCUUAUUAAAUCAGCUAUUGAACCAUUUUCUGAGGAUGCUAUUUAUUGGUACCGAAGUACAUCGAAUUUCGUAAGCUCAACGGCACAAGAAUCCGCAGAAUCGACACAGGGUAAAUCGAAAUUGAUCGAUGGACUUCCGGGAAAACCUCAGAAGCCGUAUUUUGACGAUAUCGGACCUAAAAAUGUCACAGCAGUUGUGGGCCAGUCGGCUUUGUUAAAUUGUAGAGUGAAACAUCCAGGCGACAGAACGGUUUCCUGGAUACGAAAACGCGACCUCCAUAUUCUCACGUCGAGCAUACACACGUACACCGGAGAUGGACGAUUUAGUGUGCGACAUCCCGAACACAGCGACGACUGGGAUUUGAGAAUAGAGUACGUCCAGAAAAGGGACGCUGGAGUUUUCGAAUGUCAAGUGAACACGGAGCCCAAGAUUAGUUUGCCUAUUAUGUUAAAUGUUGACGAUGCUCAAGCAAGUAUUGCUGGACCUCCGGAAAUAUACGUGAAAAAAGGCAGCACCAUAUCGUUAACUUGUACAGUAAAUGUUCAUUCUACACCACCAUCAUCUGUAUUAUGGUAUCAUGGUCAUGCAGUCGUAGACUUCGAUUCGCCCAGAGGCGGAAUCAGUCUAGAAACCGAAAAAACCGAAGCAGGUACAACUAGUAAACUUCUAGUGACCAAAGCGCUACUUUCCGAUACUGGCAACUACACUUGCAUGCCGUCCAAUGCCAGCCCUGCGUCGGCUGUUGUCCACGUCCUCAACGGUGCUGUGCAGGUGGCCAGUCAGGCCAGUGAUGUACUGUCCUCAGCGGCAGAUCUCUUGUGGUUGUAUGGGAAAUGUUUAAACUCUCCAAAUGUACCUGGUUGGAACGGUUUUAUGCAGCUGCAGACAUUUUAUAUGGAUUUCGAAAUCACAAAAGUUGUGUAUCUACCGUUCAUUCAAGCUUCACCAACAGAUUACGACACUAUUUUGAUAGAGCUUAUAGAGGCCAGCAAGAGAACAGCAGUUCAUUCUCACACAAUUGCUUCCAUCUUCCAAUUGGUACUUUCUAAUAAUGGAGAACCAAUAGAACAGCAAAUGUGCAUUUGUCCAUUGAAUCUCCAGCCGCUUUGUGGUUCCGAUGGUGUCACUUAUGGGAAUCAGUGUCAGUUUGACUGUGAAGUUACCAAAUUACGUACCAGAGGACUUGGAGAGAGUUUGAGCAUAGUUAGAGAAGGAUCAUGUCAAGAAUUAUAA